Erpetoichthys calabaricus (reedfish) is the source of this 650-nucleotide messenger RNA. It is a transcript of the gene mlana, whose product is annotated as melan-A. The coding region runs from base 137 to 505 and encodes 122 amino acids. Gene Ontology annotation, cellular component: melanosome. The transcript has 6 exons. Lineage: Eukaryota; Metazoa; Chordata; Cladistia; Polypteriformes; Polypteridae. The record is from RefSeq and is a predicted model, not a curated record.
UCAUAAGACUUGUGAGGGCUUUUGCAGCUUGAGGAUUAGGACAGGCUGACGAGCAGAGAGCAUUCGCAGCACUGUCUUCUGUCCGCUAGUUCCAGUUUUGCGAGGCACCGGUGACGAGACACUGUAGGGGCGAAACAUGGGAGGAUAUUCUCAUUCAGGAGGCCCUCAGAGAAGCGACUUCAGCGCCAAAAAUGAAGGCAGGGGUGGGACAUCGUACCUGAGGCCAGAAGAGAUUACAGGAAUUGCAGUCUUGGUCCUCAUUCUUGUUGCAUUGCUGAUCAUUGGUUGCUGGUUUUACAGGCGCAGGAAUGGCUACAUUAUGAUUAAGACACGUGGCCCAGUUGGCAGUAUUCGGAAGGCAUUGAGGGCUGGCCGUGGUAAUGAAGACCUAUUUGAAAAUAAAGUUCCUUUAAAUGACUAUGGCAACUUUGGUCCAGUGGUACCAAAUGCUCCUCCAGCCUAUGAGAAAAUACAAGAGCAAUUACCACCUCCUUAUACCCCUUAAACGGCUAAAAAAAAUUUAAGGGAAGAUCAAAGAAUCGAGGAUCUGGGCACAAAAACCUGUUAAAUGGCUUCUGGAAUGGAAGAUGCAUUCCAGUUAAUAGCAACCUGGCUGUUGGCUUUACUAAUAAAGCACUUUGUAUACAGUA